Molecule: messenger RNA, 2457 nt
Organism: Colletotrichum karsti
Lineage: Eukaryota; Fungi; Ascomycota; Sordariomycetes; Glomerellales; Glomerellaceae
Product: PH domain-containing protein
Exons: 2
Coding region: 1-2457 (818 amino acids)
Molecular function (GO): protein binding
Source: RefSeq, a predicted model, not a curated record
AUGCGUGAAAAGGCCAACAUGCGCGACACGUUUUUCGGUCUCAAGAGUGAGCCUCAGAGACCAAGCUCAGUGGCAACCGAGUUCAUGGACAUGGAAUGGGACGAUGAAGUGCUCAGCGAACUUGAAGACAACUCACCAAGGAUAAGCGUCAACUCGUCUGGUGGCCAACCAAGUAUUACUACUCUUUCGUCUUACGAUGAGGUGCCAACGCCGAGAUCAAGUCAAGAUCGUGGCGUAUACGCCGAGACUUUGUCAUCACAAAAGCCAAUUGAAGGGCCUUCCGGUCCGCAUCUGUUUCAUUCCUCGGCCUCGAGCUACUUCGACGAGGCCAUCCUGACCCUGUCGCCUAUUACACCAAAGACAGCGCGGCCAUUUGACGAUUUCCGAUACACCAAGCUGCCACCACCGCCAGUGCCAAGACAGCCCAACGCACCUUUCCAGUUUACCUACGAAGAGUUUCGGUCAAGAGAGCUUGUCUCGUGGACCCCGGAGAUGGUGGCGCAGUCGAUGCUUGAUGCUGGCAUUGAGCUCUCGGUCGCCGGCCGCUUUGUGGAGAACGACAUCAACGGCCCUAUCUUGAUCACGUUGAAGUUUGAGGACCUGAAAGAGCUCGACAUUCCGUCGUUUGGUAUGCGGACAAGGGUAUGGAACCAGAUUCAGCUUCUCCGAGACAGCAGGCCAAGCUCUAUGCGCGCACCGACGCCCAUUCAAGAUGAACCGAGUCGUGAGGUCAAGAAGGAGGCCCGCGAGAUGAGAGCGGCGGAGCGCCAGGCGGAUGAUUGCAGUCUGAAGCGUAGGAAGAGCAGCAGGAGAAGGCAGAAGAAGACGUCUCACGACGAUAUCAUCACUCCCAUGGAAUCGGUGUCCAUUGUCGGCAUUGAGCAAGUCGUUCCCAAGCCGCACGUCUGCCCCAAAGGAGACAACUGCUCUCGGUACAAGAAGCAACAGCGUCUCAUCGAGGCGUUUAGAAAGGAGCACCCUUUCGUCGAUAUGGAGAAGGAGACGGUUGUCAUUACUGGCAACCCCGGCAACCCUGAGACUGCCAGAGCUCUUACUCCCAAAGAGAUCCUCCGCCCUAUCUCGGACGCCGUGCCAUCAGUCGUUGCAUCUUCUGAUGUCUUGGGUCCCGGCAACGCCACGCCAAUGCAGUACCUGCAGGAGGCUACCCUUCGCAACGUUGUCGCAAGAGAUCCCCAAGACAACGUGAGACAGUUCCUCGACUUCCAGAAGCGUCAGAGCAACACUGUCCCUCCUACUCCUCCGUUCGAGAUGGGCGCUCCCUCGAUGAAGCCUCAGCCUGAGGGUCUUCGUCGACUGCCAAAGCUGUCCAUUCCGGGCAAGCAGGCUCCGAUGCGCCCCAGCACCCUCAGAGCCUCUACCGUCCCUCCCGUAACUCAACCCGAGAAGCGCCAGACCUCUCCCCAGAUGCAGCAGCAAGGCUUCGUCCCGUACGUCAUGGACAGAGCUGAGGCUAUGUCUCCUGACUUGCAGAGCCCCGUCAACCCUUACCGCUUUGGUACUCCCUUCUCCGAGAUGGAUGUUCCUGUCACCGCGAUUCCCAUGGACCGCGUGGCUCGCGAUGUCUCUCAGUCUGUUCCUCCUGAGAUGAACUACCGCACAGGCACUUCUAAGCAGCAGCCCCCUGUCCGCACUCAGUCCCGCGCCUCUGCUCGCCGCCCGUCAUUCCCUGUCAUGCCUGCUUUGGACGAGAACACACCAACUCCUAUUGCACGUGUCUCUCCAAACCGCGCCUCUCCCCGUUCUCCUCGCUCUUCCACUCGCACACAGCCUCUUCAAGCCCCUCCUCGCGUCAACUACCCCUGGUCGCCGAUCGAGCGCACCACCCCUUUCGAGCAAGCCAUUCCUCCCAUCUCCCACCUCGCAGGUGCCGUCCCCGUCAGGCAGGCCGCCGAAGCAGCUCAGCAAGAUGGCGUUACCUUCCAAGGCCCCAUGAAGAAGCGCAAGACCAAGAUGCUCCGUCACGAGUGGAACGACACCUUCUGCACUCUGAAGGGCACUCGUCUGGCCGUCCACAAGGACGAGCGCACCGUCGACCGUACCCUCGAGUACGUCGAUAUUGACGACUACGCCAUCGCCUGCUCCAGCCUGGCUUCCCAGAGCAAGCUCUCCGCAGCCUUCCGCGCCGUCCACUUCUCCUCUCACUCCCGCGAGAAGAGCGACCCCGUCGCAGCCUUCAGCUUCCAGCUCAUCCCUCAGGACAAGGAUGCCGCCAAGCUGCGCAAGCGCAGCAGCGCCCUCCACGGCUUCACCCACAACCACUCCAACUCUACGUCCUCUAUCCCUGCCGAGGGCGCCAACGGCACUGGCAAGACGCAUCACUUUGCUGUCAAGAGCCGCGACGACCGCAUCGACUGGAUGCGUGAGUUGAUGCUCGCCAAGGCCAUGAGGCAGAAGGGUGACGGCUUCGAGGUCAGCGUCAAUGGCAACAUGAUCUGA